GCAACAACCAGUCAAGAACAGCAGAAAACCAACUCACACAUACUUGCUCCCAGUACUGAGGAGCAACAUAUCAACAAGAAGUGCAGAAACAAUGAGACCAGGGGCAGGUUUCAAUGCGACGGCGGCAGCAACGAAGGCUGCGGUAGCCCCUCUGGCCGCCGGCGCCGCGCACUCCGCGUGGCACUCGCCGGUGCCGUACCUCUUCGGUGGCCUGGCCGCGAUGCUCGGACUCAUCGCCUUCGCCCUUCUCAUCCUCGCCUGCUCGUACUGGAAGCUGUCCGGGUACCUGGAGGGCAGCGCCGGCCGCGGCCACGACGAAGGUUCCGCCACCGACGGCGCCAAGCUGGUGGCCUCGGACCAGGCGCCAGCAGCGUGGGAGGAGAAAGUACUGGUGGUCAUGGCCGGGGACGUGGAGCCGACGUACCUGGCCACGCCCAUGUCAAGCAGAGACCGUAGCAGCAAGGGAGAAGAGGAGGAGAAGAAGGUGUCUGUGGUCGCCAUGGCUAGCAUCAAGGAUGCUGGUAAUGGUGAGCACAGUCGGAACCAGAUGGAGAGCGUAACCCCGAGCCAUGUUUUUCGUGGGGUUCUUCAAUUUUUGCAAUGACCAACUGGACUAGAUCAGCAAUCAA
This is a messenger RNA of Triticum aestivum (bread wheat), 629 nucleotides long. RefSeq names its product protein GLUTAMINE DUMPER 3. Gene Ontology annotation, biological process: regulation of amino acid export. NCBI's taxonomy places the organism in Eukaryota, Viridiplantae, Streptophyta, Magnoliopsida, Poales, Poaceae. The transcript has 2 exons. The record is from RefSeq and is a predicted model, not a curated record. The coding region runs from base 92 to 604 and encodes 170 amino acids.